CAUCUCAAAAGCGACAAAAUACUACAUGUACAACCAUUGCUUAACGGAGCAUAGUUUAUUUUAGUUUUUGUUUUCCCUUAGUAGUUAUGCAUAGAUCUACAAACUGCGUUUUAGGGCGUGUUUUUAAUCCGUUAAAUGUAGGAAAUAUUCCUGCUGUCAUUAACCGAGUGAAUAGCUCCCUAUUGUGCAGAAAGUACAGUACUCUUCCUCCUCCUCGGGACAAGGAGGAGAAAGCCCUGCUGGACAGCAUGCUCCGGGUGGACCAUGCUGGAGAAUACGGGGCCAAUCGUAUCUACGCUGGACAGAUGGCUGUUUUGGGAAGAACUCAGACAGGCCCACUUAUCCAGCACAUGUGGGACCAAGAAAAGACGCAUUUGCAGAAGCUUAAUGAGAUCUUGGGGGAGAACCGGGUGCGUCCGACGCUCAUGCUGCCUUUAUGGAACGUUGCAGGAUUUUUACUCGGAGCCUCGACAGCACUUCUGGGAAAAGAGGGUGCGAUGGCCUGCACCGUCGCAGUGGAAGAGAGCAUCUCUGAACACUACAACAACCAAAUCCGAACACUAAUGGAGGUAGAUCCUGAGCGAUAUGAGGAGUUAUUACAGCUUAUUAAAGAGUUUCGUGACGAUGAGCUGGAGCACCACGACACCGGGCUGGAACACGACGCCGAAUUGGUACCUGGAUAUUUGGUUUUGAAGACUCUAAUCCAGGCCGGCUGUAAAGCUGCAAUUUACAUCUCACAGCGGAUUUAAAAAGAAAUCCUUUGUUGUACUGUGUGUCGUUGUGUUUUCUUUCUUUCUCUCUUUUUAAACCAGUCCAAUGUUGAGUAUGACAUGAACGAGUGCAACGCUAAGUGACGGGACUCAGAUCCUGCACAGGAACGUAAAGGACGCCUCUGAUAUUUGGGAUAACUCAGGCAAUCAGCUGAUACUCAGAGCUUUGUUAUGGGUAUGGGGUACAGGACUGGUUCUAUUUAAAAUGAAGUUGCAUUUAUUUGCCCAGUGAUGAGUCAUUUUCAUCUGCACAGGAAGAAUAGAUUUUUUUUUCUAAGGAUGUUUCAUUACCCUUCUAAUAAAAUAUUAUCGUAUA
Messenger RNA from Neoarius graeffei (lesser salmon catfish), 1086 nucleotides. RefSeq names its product coenzyme Q7 homolog, ubiquinone (yeast) (gene coq7). Gene Ontology annotation, molecular function: 3-demethoxyubiquinol 3-hydroxylase activity. NCBI's taxonomy places the organism in Eukaryota, Metazoa, Chordata, Actinopteri, Siluriformes, Ariidae. Gene Ontology annotation, biological process: ubiquinone biosynthetic process; determination of adult lifespan; regulation of gene expression. Gene Ontology annotation, cellular component: nucleus; mitochondrial inner membrane. Bases 87 to 749 code for a protein of 220 amino acids. The transcript is spliced from 6 exons. The record is from RefSeq and is a predicted model, not a curated record.